Molecule: messenger RNA, 528 nt
Organism: Quercus robur (English oak)
Lineage: Eukaryota; Viridiplantae; Streptophyta; Magnoliopsida; Fagales; Fagaceae
Product: F-box/FBD/LRR-repeat protein At4g26340-like
Exons: 1
Coding region: 1-528 (175 amino acids)
Molecular function (GO): protein binding
Source: RefSeq, a predicted model, not a curated record
AUGGUGGGAAGCAUGAAGGUUCAGAAGAAACAGAGAAUUGAAAGAGACGAAGACAAAGACGAAGACGACAUAAUAAGCAGUCUACCGGACUGUCUCCUUACCGGCAUCCUCUCCUAUCUCCCAAUACGAGACUCUGUUGCAACAAGCGUUUUGUCCAGCAGGUGGAGGCCUCUCUGGACUCUUGUCACCAUUCUUCACUUGGACCAGAAUAAAACUUCUACAACAUCAGAUCAUACUUCUAGUUUCACGGAAAUUGUGUCAAGGAUCUUUAUUCUUCGCAAUACAGUUCCCAAUCCCGCGCCUAUACACGAGUUGCACAUCCGUUGGCACAAAAAUUGUCUUCCACUCCAUGUUGACACAUGGAUCCACGCCACCUUUCGGCAUAGUGUGAAAGAGCUUGAUCUCUCCAUAAAUACUCAUCCUAAUCAACCUUUGGAGUUGCCCCAGAGUUUCUACUUUUGUUCAACAUUAAGGGUUCUCAGAUUAAGUGGUGACAUUCUUCUCAAUCCUCCUCCUCAAGCCUCAUGA